Molecule: messenger RNA, 7864 nt
Organism: Clarias gariepinus (North African catfish)
Lineage: Eukaryota; Metazoa; Chordata; Actinopteri; Siluriformes; Clariidae
Gene: ahr2
Product: aryl hydrocarbon receptor 2
Exons: 11
Coding region: 348-3362 (1004 amino acids)
Biological process (GO): regulation of transcription by RNA polymerase II
Cellular component (GO): nucleus; aryl hydrocarbon receptor complex
Molecular function (GO): nuclear receptor activity; protein dimerization activity; transcription cis-regulatory region binding
Source: RefSeq, a predicted model, not a curated record
CGGAGAGUGACAGCUCGCGAAAACACACGCAGACACGCGCGCGCGCAGGAAAGGAAGGAGGAAAAGUUUGGCCGCGCUCGCGCCAUUACCGUCCGCGAGCGCUUCUUGACUGUUCUGGGGUCUAAAACUUUGGAUGUGAAAACUCGGUGUGUGUGUGCGUCUGUCUGUGUCUCUGUCGGUGUGAACCGACUCCGUACCGAGGCUCUGUGCGCGUUCCUGUCGGGCUCGCGGACUAAACACGGAGGAAACUUGCCGUGCUGCGUGCGUGUGCGCGCGUGCCUCUGUACUUUAUUAACCCGGAGACACUCACAUACACACACACACACACACACACACAGGAGCGCGGUAUGAACACACACACCAUGCUGGCCGGCAGCGGGACGUACGCGAGUAAGAAGCGGAAGAAGCCGGUUCAGAAAAUACCGAAGCCUCCUCCGCCCGAAGGAGCCAAGUCGAACCCGUCGAAGCGGCACAGGGAUCGGCUGAACAUGGAGCUGGACAAACUGACCAGUCUGCUGCCCUUCGCCGAGGACGUGCGCUCGCGGCUGGACAAGCUGUCCGUGCUCAGGCUCAGCGUCGGAUACCUGAAGGUCAAGAGUUUCUUCAAUGCCACGAUGAGAAAGACGGUGGGCGGAGCUAACGGCUGGCCCGCGGGGACUCUGGGAGGAAACGGACAGAAGGUCAGCAGCCUGGACGGAGUCAGCUUCUCCGAGGGGGAGUUACUGCUGCAGGCUCUGCACGGCUUUGUGAUGGUUAUAACAGCUGAAGGUUAUGUGUUCUACUCCUCGCCUACCAUAAUGGACUACCUGGGGUUUCAUCAGUCGGAUGUCGUGCACCAGAGUGUGUUCGAGCUGAUUCACACUGAUGACCGGGCCGUGUUCAGGAGACAGCUGCACUUCGCCCUGAAUCCCACGCAGGAUAAUCUCACUGAUGAUGCUGAUGGACUCCAGAAGAAGAGCGACAUCACCAACGCCAUCGUAAAUUACAACCCUCAGCAGCUACCACCAGAGAACUCGUCCUUCCUGGAGAGGAGCUUCUGCUGCCGCUUCCGCUGCCUCCUUGACAACUCCUCUGGGUUCCUGGCGCUGAACUUCCACGGACGGCUGAAGUAUCUUCACGGUCAAAACAAGAUGGCGGAGGAUGGCAGUAUGGCGCAUCCUCAGCUGGCUCUGUUUGUUAUAGCGACGCCCCUUCAACCACCCGCCAUCUUGGAAAUUCGGAGCAAGACGCUUCUCUUCCAGACUAAACACAAGCUGGACUUUACACCUAUGGGCAUUGACACCAGGGGGAAGGUGGUGCUGGGGUACAACGAGAUCGAGCUGUGUAUGAGAGGUUCUGGGUACCAGUUCAUCCACGCUGCAGAUAUGAUGUACUGUGCCGACAACCACAUCAGAAUGAUUAAAACUGGUGAGAGUGGUUUUACAGUCUUCCGGCUGCUGACGAAGUCUGGAACAUGGGUCUGGGUCCAGGCAAACGCCAGGCUCGUCUACAAGGGCGGACGUCCGGACUUUAUCGUGGCACGACAGAGAGCUUUAACUAAUGAAGAAGGGGAAGAGCAUCUACGGCAAAGAAAGCUGCAGCUUCCUUUUAGCUUUGCCACUGGAGAAGCCGUCCUAUACGAGACCACCCCUUCUCCGGACAUGACUAACAUCUCUACCCAAAUCAAAGGGGGUAAGAUUAGCAGACCCGCCGUGCUGCCUCCAAGCUCACUGCUGAGCUCCAUGCUGAAGCAGGAUGAGUCUGUCUACCGAACAGACAGCGAUUCUAACUCUCAGUCCUGCCUGGAAAAGGCAUUCCAGGACAGCCACGCCCUUCUCACUGUCCCUGGAAAACCCUGGGUGGAAACAGAAAAGAGCUCUGUGGGCAUCAAGGAGGAAUCGGCAGCGCAGGAGAUGAUGGACAGCUUGCAUCAGAUCAUCAGGGACAGCAGCAUGUGCGGUAACUUGGAUGACCUGAAUAUCGACCAGGAGGAGCUGAAGGAAUGGGAGAAUGCGCUGCUGCGAAUAAACACCAUAACCAGCAUCGAGCUCCCCGUCGAGCUCAACGACAUCAUGGCCAACGAUAUCUUCUCAUAUGUGGAGGACGUGCUGUUGAAGGAGUGCAGCACCGACAUGAACGAACAACUUCCUGAGUGUUUGUCAGAGCUACAGCUGCAAGGAGACCUUAACGAGCUCUUAGGCAUUUCAGACAGUCUUGAAACAGGUAGUCCCGGACAAGGAAUAAUGAAACUCGCUCAUAUCAGUCCGGAGUUAGAGCAGGCAAAUCCUGUGGAACCGUUUGUUGAGCUGUGCGAAAGUAUGAUUUUUGAUACUUCACCUCCCGGGCAGCAAAACCAGUCCAGGCUGACAGCAGCAAGCCAUCGCAGCCAAGCAGAGAUCGGACUCCCCGGUCAGAAUCACAUCCACAGCGGAACCCUGGGCUAUCCAAAAAACGUGCUGUUGCCCAACCUUCAGAACCAAGCACAGCAUGUGAGCUUCCACAACCACAAUCCUGUCCCGUUCAACCAGUCGGUUCAGCCGAGCAGUCAGUGGACGGGACCCCAGAUGUCCGGCAGCAAGAAUAUUUCACUUCCACAAGACAUUCUGUUGAACCCUUCACCAAGUGCCUGCCUCCAGGGGCAGUUUCCCCUCAGCACUCAGAGCGUGGACAAUCAGAGACGUGCAGGGUGGCCGCAAUCCCAGCCCUCGGUUCAAAAUUCAACAUUACACAGCGUAGUUCCAAAAGUUCCCACCGUUCAGAAUAUCCCAGAUGGCCAUCGUCAAGUCCAGUCAUAUCCACUAGCGAGGUUAAUGCAGCAGCCCCACGCUCAACCUGAAGUGAUCGGUAAUACAGUCUAUGGCCAGCAGGGGGAGCAUGUUGUGCACCCAUCGAAUUCUGUGUUUGGGCAGCAGACGACUAAUGCAGUUUAUGCACAGCAGAGGGAGCUCUUGCACCCGGUGAACGCUGUGUUUGGGGAGCAGGGGAAACCCAUGGAGGUGGCGAACGCAGUUUACAGCCAGCAGGGGGAGCUGUUAAACAGUGGGAAUCUUGCCCCUAUUAGCAGUUGCAUGUUUGAGAGAACCCCCGUUACCAGCUUAUGCUUCUCACCUGGACAGGACAUGGUGUUUUCGAAGACAACGGAGUUCCUGCCGCAGAACCCCGUGCAGGGCUCGUACAUCUUUCAGAACAGCUCCGCCGAGUGCAUACUGAACAACGGCUUGACGCCGGACAGCGCCUGCCACCUGCAGCAGCAGUUCCUCACCUGCAACAGCCAGACACAGAUCACCAACCAUCCAGUCAAGGAGAACGGACCGUUCCAGUUCACCCCAGUGACGGGCGGGACGCCGUGCUUUACCAACCACACCCAGAGCGAAAGUUUUUAGGAAAAAAAAGUUCCUGUCCAGCGCAGCUAUGUUUUGUUAACGGAGAACGGAAGAAGGGACGUCCCCAUGACGAGUGAAGACCCCGCAGACGCUUCUUCGUAAUCAGACUCUCCCUUAUGUCUAAUCGCAGCUGAAAUACGUAACAUGAGAUUAAAGGUGGAGGGGCUGGACUGGUCAUGGUAGUGCUGUCUGACAGACUACAUGUGAAACCCUGCACGCCUGCUCACGCUCACACACUCAUCUAUCUGAUGCCGUGUUUUGUUUUGUUUGUUUUAUUUGUUCGCUUGCUCACUCCCAGCGCAAAGUAGUUCAGAAGGACAGAAAAGUGGAGGAAAAAAACUGUUUUAGUGCAUUUCUAUGUGAUUUUCCUGCAAGAGCGUGAGUAGGGUGUGUGUGUGUGUGUGUGUGUGUGUGUGUGUUUGCGUGUGUUUGCGUGUGUUGAGAGGAGCUGCUCAGAGCUCGGUUAUGAAGUAUGCAGUAGAAAAGAUGAAAGCUUUUCUUUGCAAAGAUAAUUCUGGGGGGAAAAGCCAUUUUAAAGACAUGCUUGUUUUUUUCUAUUUAUUUAGAAAGAGUAGAGUUAUAAAAAAAAAAGGGAAAAGCCUCUUAGUGCUCACGUGUUCCCUUUUGGAUUUCUCUUGAUGCACUUAAGAAGGUGAGAUCAACACCUGUAAAAAUGACCGAUUGUAAAAAAAACAAAAUGUGUUAAAGUGUAAAAAAACAAAAAAAGACUGAAAAAAGACAGAUCUUGUCCUGCAUCCAAAGACGUAGCACUAUGACAGAAAUCAGACACAGUCGUUAGGCGUGGUGUUAUUUACAGGACUCCCUCAGUGCUCCAGAUUUGUGUGCGUGUGUGUGUGUGUAUGUGAUAGAGUACAUGGGGGCAAAACUACUGCCUGACUGACCGCUAAAGCUGAAGCAUCCUUGUCUGUCCAGCUUUUCUUCCUGUCAUUUAUUUUAUUUUAUUUUAAUGUUCGUUGGGGAAUGCCCCACCCCCAAAUUAAUCACCCAGUUACCAAUGACACUAUGAGCACUUGUUUAAUUGGGGAGAAACACCUCGCCUAACACAACAUGCAGGUUUUAUAACUGGAGUUUUAAAAAUUUUUUUAUCAGAAACACCAAAGAACCGCAAAAACACGUAACCAUAAUUUUCAUCACACGCCGAAAUUUUCAUCGCAGUAUCGUAUUAUUAUUAUUAUUAUUAUGACAUAAUCAUGACUUCACAUAUAUACGCGUAAAAUAUAUGCCUUCAGCUUUUGUUUGUUUUUGCUUUAAAUAUGCAAUCUUUUUAUAUUUAGUUCUGUUCGUUUAAUCGAAUGUCAUUGAGCCAUUUUUUUUCAUGUCUGCUUGUAUUGAUAAUCAUAAUCGCGUAAGUGCUAGCACGCUGACUUCCUGUUAAUCGGGCAAGCUAGCAAGUUAGCACCUUUUCUUCGAGAGCUGGUGCGGCAUUACACGAGUGAAAACACUUGGAGAGUGUUAUACCUGCAAACGCACAGAAGUCAGGCUGAGAGCCAGCUGUCGACGUUUCUUCUCUCUUUGCUCUCUUUAUUUUGCAUACUUCCUGUUUCCCCGCGUCCCUGCUGCUGAGCCGUCCUACGUGCCUUAUUCUUAUCGACACUUUAGCCUUUCCAUAUGACUGUAUGUUAUUAAUAUAGCAUUACGAGCGCGCACAUGUUACAGAACCAUACAGGCUAGAAACGCUUUCAUAUAUCAAUAUCGGGGACAUAUGACUGAUGGCAUACCUGGAGCACUUUGCUUAUCUUAUUCGCUAGUCUUGAUCGUUUUACACAGAGGUGGCGUGAGAUGCCCGUUGAGUCCAUCUGCAGGACAGUUUGAAGGUCUUACCCGCAGUCCUGUUUUGUUCUUUCAGCAUUUUAAAGUGGGCAAGGAAUUACAUGGGAAAGUUUUAUCGUCAAUCUUACAUUAGGUUGACGUGCGUGAAAUACAGCUAAUAAAUAUUUAUUAAAAAAUAAAUAAGAAAAAAAAGGAGACCUAAACUGUGACUGGUUUAUUUUUGAAAAGCGAGAGCUUUUUCACACCACAGAUUCCAUCCUUCCUGACCAAAGUCUUGCUCGUCCUCCAAAUUUACUCAGCUAGGUGUCUAAUCCCUGGCAUGUUGGUUUAGAUUUAACGUCUGAUGAAAACUGAGAAAUUGUUUAACGUCACACAGGCGCUUUAGGUCUGAUUUGGACUUUAGGUCCGAUCUGUUUCUAACCACACUGCAGACUGCUCCCCGGUGUUUCGAGACAUUUUGGAUUGUAAGAUGAGGUGAUCCAGUGACUGAGAUCUGACAGUACUGGGGUUGAUCAGACUGCAUUGGUAAGAUCUUGGCUUAGUUGUUGUCAGGGCAGAUGAAAACGUGACCUAUACGGGUUUAAACCUGUAAUCAGAAAAGCUGAAUUCUACUGUAUGGUCAUCUUGUGAAGAUAAAACUACAGUCUGGAUUGGAAUUCUGUGCAAUGAAGGCUAGAUUGGAGAUCGGAUUUUCCUGCAGACGUCGAUGGCAUAAGGAUCAGAAGACCUUGAGGACUUGCUGUGGACCUUGAGUCUUCUGUCUGAUUUGUUUUUUAAAAAUCUGAAGAUUUAAUCGGUAUGUAGACUGUUGGGUAAGAUCAGAACUUAGAGAUGCUUUCAGAAAUGUGUAAAAAAAAAAAAAUAGAUAGAUUUGCCUGCAGAGAUUAUAGUGAGAUCAGAUUUCUGCAGAGAAGAUGAUGAGAUCAGAAAUCCCAACAAUGAGAGUUUGGUGAUAUCAGAUUUCCCUGCAGAAAGUUUGGUGGGAUCCGAUCUCCCUGAAAAAAUAGUAGUGAUAUUGGAUCUCUUCGAAGGUGGGGAGAUCAGAAAUUGUGGUGUAAUCAGAUGUCCCUGCUGGGAGGUUAGUGAGAUCAGAUCUCCCUGCAAAAAGGGUGGUGAGAUCGGAUCUCCCUGCAAGUCAAGUAGUCAAGUAGGCUUUUAUUGUCAUUCCAACCAUAUACAGUUCAGUACACAGUGAAACGAAACAACAUUCCUCCAGGACCAAGGUGCUAGAUCAGUGAGGGUGGUGAGAUCAGAAAUCCCUACAGAGAGAAGGUGGUGAGAUCAGACCUCCCUACAGAGAAAAGGUGGUGAGAUCAGACCUCCCUACAGAGAAAAGGUGGUGAGAUCAGACCUCCCUACAGAGAAAAGUAGUGUCAAUGUCGUGAGAUCAGAUAUCAGAUCUCCCUGCACUGAGUUUGAAUCUUGCUGGAGACAGCAGAUCGCCUACAUCAGUUAAAUGUGGAGUAACGUGUAGAGAGUCACCCUUUGCGCCCCUGUGAAGUGCGCACUUUGCAGUAAGGGUCUGUCCCUCCAGUGCAUGUUCUUGAUUGGACUGAGGACAUAUCCGAGUCGCCAGCAGAGGGCAGCGAGAGCGAGCAGCCUGGAGUUUGGUUUCCACUAGUGUUGUUCAGAGCCGUACAGUUCAAGGGACGAAUGCAAGGGAUGAGUGAUUUUAACUCUGAUUGUUUCUUACGCAGUUUAUCUACAAGCUUACAGAAAUUCUCUCUGCUUCACUUUACCCACUUUAAUCUUCUGUAAUUUCCCUGGUGUGCUGUUGAUAACGGCAGUAACAGAGCAGGUGAAAGCUGGAUGCAAAAAAUCAGGGUUUCCUGGAAAUCACAACCAAAUAUCAGGUGCCUUAUUGAUAUUUCACCGAAAAAAUAUUUUGCUAUAAAUAUGAAUUUUUUACUAUUAUUUUUUUUAAAAAGAAUCUUUUAAUAAAGAAACAAUCAUCUAGGAAUCCAAAUGAGCGACGUUCGGGAACAACUGACAGAUGCGUGAAUUGAUUGACAGGCGAAGGGUGUGUUUUUAGGCUGGUUGUAAUUUUGUAGAGUUUCUGAAAUCUCUGCUGUCUGAUGCACAAGACUGAUGCACUUGCUUAUUCAAGAGGCUGUAAAAAUAAAAGGUUUAGACGUGAACACAGCCACUGAAAACACCCUCACCUGGGGGUCGACGUAGCGUCCGAGAAAAAAAAUAAUACUUAAACAAAAAGCGCAAUUUCUUUUCCUGUUAGAGGAAUAAUUGAAGCACUUGCUAUUUCUGAUUCUUUCCAGUGAUGACAUUCAUCUGUCUCUUCUGAAACGCAGUAUCAGUGUAUGUUUUAUCUUUUUAUUAUUAUUGUUACUAGCAUUGUGUGUAAUUUUGUCGUCUUUGUUGCUUUUCACAAGCGUUUUUUUUGUUUGUGCUCACAAAUAUACUAUAUACAAUAUUUUGUAAAGUUCCCUGCACACCUUGUACAAUUUGUAUACCUUUUUUUUCUGCCAAUGAAAUUGUAGUUUUUGUUUUUUGUUUUGUUUUUUGUAUUAGCAGAUGUCUUACAUGUUUGCUGUGUCUAUCAACAUUUACGUCUUUAUAUUAUUACAAGCGUUUAUUGACCACACUGGUUUGUUAAAGUGUUCUUAUUAUUAGCGCUUCUUUUUUCUAACGAGAGUGCUGAUGUUCAGUAGUCUUGAUCAUACUGAAAGCCAUGAAAUAAAAAAUUGCAGACAAAA